Vidua chalybeata is the source of this 1066-nucleotide messenger RNA. It is a transcript of the gene TAF12, whose product is annotated as TATA-box binding protein associated factor 12. Gene Ontology annotation, cellular component: SLIK (SAGA-like) complex; SAGA complex; transcription factor TFIID complex. Bases 154 to 639 code for a protein of 161 amino acids. Lineage: Eukaryota; Metazoa; Chordata; Aves; Passeriformes; Viduidae. The transcript is spliced from 6 exons. Gene Ontology annotation, biological process: RNA polymerase II preinitiation complex assembly; DNA-templated transcription initiation. The record is from RefSeq and is a predicted model, not a curated record. Gene Ontology annotation, molecular function: TBP-class protein binding; DNA binding; protein heterodimerization activity.
UGUCGGCGGGCGGCGGAGGGAGCGCGGCCGUGGCGGCGGGGCUUCGGAGUGCCCGCGGGUCAUGGGGAGUUGAUUGGUUUGGAUCCCCACAACCCCAAGAAGAAGCAGGACCUAGACAAGCUUUAUGAUCUAAAAGCUAAAGCCCAACAGAUUAUGAACCAGUUUGGCCCUUCUGCCUUGAUCAACCUCUCCAACUUCUCCUCAAUCAAGCCAGAACCAGCCAGCACCCCCCCGCAGAGCUCCAUGGCCAACAGCACCACUGUGGCAAAGAUGCCAGGGACGCCCAGUGGAGGAGGGCGGCUCAGUCCUGAAAGCAACCAGGUUUUAACCAAGAAGAAAUUGCAGGACCUGGUGCGUGAGGUGGAUCCGAAUGAGCAGCUGGAUGAAGAUGUGGAAGAAAUGCUGCUACAGAUCGCCGAUGACUUCAUUGAGAGUGUGGUGACAGCCGCCUGCCAGCUUGCACGGCACCGCAAGUCCAACACUCUGGAAGUCAAAGAUGUCCAGUUGCACCUUGAGCGCCAGUGGAACAUGUGGAUCCCAGGCUUUGGUUCUGAAGAAAUCAGGCCCUACAAAAAAGCCUGCACUACAGAAGCUCACAAACAGAGAAUGGCACUGAUCCGCAAAACUACCAAGAAAUAGCCCCUGGACAGAGCCGGAGACACCACCAGUGCAGUUUGGGAUACCUACUGCUCCACUGAAGCCUCCAUGAUGUCACCUGUGGGAUAUUUUUUUAAUGCUUUACAGAGAAGCAUCUAUUUUUUAUUAAUGGUGCAGCAAUAUCUUGCCUUGAUGAGGAGACCUGCCAAAAACAUUCUACGCCCUGUUCUCGUUCCUCCUCAGACUGCGACAUAUCUCAAACAGACUUAUAUUUGUGACUUGAAAGUGGUUUAUUGUACAAGUGAUUAUCCAAGGGACAGAGCAUUUGAUCGUGUGUGGGACAGUAUUAGAAGCAUCUGUAGAGGUUUUUGUUUCCUCCUUCCUGCCCCUACCUGUUCCAGUACUUUGUAAUGUCAGUGUUUAUAUAAAUACUUGCGUUUGUUUUACAUGAAUAAAGAAAUUAUUCUAA